UGUCAAACUUCAUCUGUCAAAAAUCUGUGUCAAAGUGCAACUGUCAGUAUUUUCAUUGUGAAUAACGUAAACAAUUGAUUUUUGUAAAAACCUGCGUAUUGUUAAUAAUAAUUACAAUGUCUACGAUUUCGUCCCCGUCGGUCGAACUUAGUUCGUAUCGCGACCAGCAUUUUAAGGGCACUAGAAUAGAACAAGAUCGUCUUUUGCGGUUAUCCACCACUUUGUACGUCGGAAAUCUCUCGUUUUAUACCACGGAGGAACAAAUUGUUGAAUUGUUUUCGAAAUGUGGCGAUAUCCGACGAGUUGUUAUGGGUUUGGACAAGUACAAGAAGACUCCGUGUGGGUUCUGUUUCGUGGAAUAUUAUAACAGAGCAGACGCCGAAAAUUGUCUUAGGUAUAUAAACGGAACCCGUUUGGACGACAGAAUCGUGAGGACUGACUGGGACGCUGGGUUCAUCGAGGGGCGACAAUACGGCCGCGGCAAAACCGGCGGUCAAGUACGAGACGAAUACCGAACGGACUACGAUUCAGGUCGAGGGGGUUACGGUAAAAUCAUGCAACAAAAAAUGGGGGUUAAUGACGGGGGUUUUUCGCGAUGAGGUAAUAAUAUAAGUUUAAAAUUAA
Messenger RNA from Zophobas morio, 624 nucleotides. It is a transcript of the gene Cbp20, whose product is annotated as nuclear cap-binding protein subunit 2. Gene Ontology annotation, molecular function: RNA cap binding. Bases 117 to 599 code for a protein of 160 amino acids. The record is from RefSeq and is a predicted model, not a curated record. Lineage: Eukaryota; Metazoa; Arthropoda; Insecta; Coleoptera; Tenebrionidae. Gene Ontology annotation, biological process: mRNA cis splicing, via spliceosome. The transcript is spliced from 3 exons. Gene Ontology annotation, cellular component: nuclear cap binding complex.